CGUUGGGUUUGUCCGCAGCGCUAAUUACUUUUUCCAGAGGCUGCAGGCUUCACUCAGGCUGGCGCCGCCGCUCCGCUCGCUCCUUCUCCGCCGCCGCGGUCUGGGGCUGCUGGUCCCGAGUACCAUGUGUGACGGCGCCCUACUGCCUCCCUUGGUGCUGCCCUUGCUGCUGCUGCUGGUUUGGGGACUGGACCCGGGCACAGGUAGCGGCCCUCGCCAUGCGCACCGAGGCCUCUGCUUCUACUCGGGCCGCGUGCUGGGUCACCCCGGCUCUCUGGUCUCGCUCAGCGCCUGUGGAGCCGCCGGCGGCCUGGUGGGCCUCAUCCAGCUCGGGCAGGAGCAGGUGCAGAUCCAGCCCCUCAAUAACUCCGGAGGUCCGUUUAGUGGACGAGAGCAUCUGAUCAGGCGCAAAUGGUCUCUGAAACCCAGCCAGUCUGCCGAGACCCAGGUCCCUGGGCAGCUCUGCGAGGUGCUGACAGAGAAGAAGAUGCCCAGAGAGGCCAGGCCAGCCCGGCUGUGGCGGGAGCGGAGGAACGCCAUCCGGCUCACCAGCGAGCACACGGUGGAGACCCUGGUGGUGGCGGACGCCAACAUGGUGCAGUACCACGGGGCGGAGGCCGCUCAGAGGUUCAUCCUCACUGUCAUGAAUAUGGUAUACAAUAUGUUUCAGCACCAGAGCCUGGGAAUUAAAAUUAAUAUUCAGGUUACCAAGCUUGUCCUGCUACGACAGCGUCCCGCCAAGUUGUCCAUUGGGCACCACGGGGAGCGGUCCUUGGAGAGCUUCUGUCACUGGCAGAAUGAAGAAUAUGGAGGUGCGCGGUACCUCAGCAACAAUCAGGUCCCGGGGGGGAAGGAUGAUACACCCCCCGUGGAUGCUGCUGUGUUUGUGACCAGGACGGAUUUCUGCGUUCACAAAGAUGAGCCAUGUGACACUGUUGGAAUUGCUUACUUAGGAGGUGUGUGCAGUGCUAGGAGGAAAUGUGUGCUUGCCGAAGACAAUGGUCUCAAUCUGGCCUUUACCAUCGCUCACGAGCUGGGCCACAACCUGGGGAUGAACCACGAUGAUGAUCACUCGUCCUGUGCUGGCCGGUCCCACAUUAUGUCAGGAGAGUGGGUGAAAGGCCGUAAUCCCAGCGACCUCUCUUGGUCCACCUGCAGUCGAGAUGACCUUGAAAACUUCCUCAAGUCCAAAGUCAGCACCUGCUUGCUGGUCACUGACCCCAGGAGCCAGCACGCAAUACGCCUCUCUCACAAGCUUCCCGGCAUGCACUACAGCGCGGACGAGCAGUGCCAGAUCCUAUUUGGCACCAACGCCACGUUCUGCAAAAACAUGGAGCAUCUGAUGUGCGCUGGACUGUGGUGCCUGGUAGAAGGAGACACGUCCUGCAAGACCAAGCUGGACCCGCCCCUGGAUGGCACCGAGUGUGGGGCAGACAAGUGGUGUCGCGCAGGGGAGUGCGUGAGCAAGACCCCCAUCCCAGAGCACGUGGACGGAGACUGGAGCGCGUGGGGCGGCUGGAGCAUGUGCAGCCGGACGUGUGGGACCGGAGCGCGCUUCCGGCAGAGGAAAUGCGACAACCCCCCCCCUGGGCCUGGAGGCACACACUGCUUGGGUGCCAGUGUGGAGCAUGCAGUCUGUGAGAACCUUCCCUGCCCCAAGGGUCUGCCCAGCUUCCGGGACCAGCAGUGCCAGGCGCAUGAACGACUAAGUGGCAAGAAGGGCCUGUUGACAGCAGUGGUGGUUGAUGAUAAGCCUUGUGAGCUGUACUGCUCACCCCUCGGGAAGGAGUCACCCCUGCUGGUGGCCGAUAGGGUCCUGGAUGGCACACCCUGCGGACCCUAUGAGACAGACCUCUGUGUGCAUGGCAGGUGCGAGAAAAUCGGCUGUGAUGGCAUCAUCGGGUCUGCGGCCAAGGAAGACCGGUGUGGUGUCUGCAGUGGGGAUGGCAAGACUUGCCGCGUGGUGAAGGGUGACUUCAGCCACUCGCGGGGGACUGGUUAUAUCGAAGCUGCUAUUAUUCCUGCUGGAGCUCGGAGGAUCCGCGUGGUAGAAGAUAAACCAGCGCACAGUUUUCUGGCUCUCAAAGACUCCGGUAAGAGAUCCAUCAACAGCGACUGGAAGAUCGAGCUCCCUGGAGAGUUCCAGAUUGCAGGCACAACCGUCCGCUAUGUGAGACGGGGCCUGUGGGAGAAGAUUUCUGCCAAGGGACCAACCAAAACUCCACUGCAUCUGAUGGUGCUGUUAUUUCAUGACCAGAAUUAUGAAAUUCAUUAUGAGUACACCAUCCCUGUGAACUCCACUGCUGAAAAUCAAAGUGAACCUGCAAAGCCACAGGAUGCCUUGUUCCUCUGGACCCACAGCAGCUGGGAAGGGUGUAGUGUGCAGUGCGGAGGAGGAGAACGCAGAACCAUCGUGUCGUGCACCCGGAUUGUUAACAAAACUACAACUCUAGUGAACGAGAGUGACUGUCCUCAAGCAAGCCGCCCUGAGCCCCAGGUCCGAAGGUGCAACUCACACCCAUGCCAGUCACGGUGGGUGGCAGGCCUGUGGAGCCCCUGCUCGGCAACCUGUGAGAAGGGCAUCCAGCAUCGGGAGGUGACCUGUGUGUACCAGCUACAGAAUGGCACGCAUGUUGCUACACGUCCCCUCUACUGCCCGGGUCCCCGGCCAACGCCAGUGCAGAGCUGUGAAGGCCAGGACUGUCUGUCCAUCUGGGAGGCAUCCGAGUGGUCACAGUGCUCCGCCAGCUGUGGUAAAGGGACGCAGAAGCGAACCGUGACGUGCACCAACUCCCAAGGGAAAUGCGACGCAUCCACGAGGCCCAAAGACGAGGAGCCGUGCGAAGACUACUCGGGCUGCUACGAGUGGAAGACGGGGGAUUGGUCGAAGUGCUCGUCCACCUGCGGGAAGGGGCUGCAGUCCCGUGUGGUGCAGUGCAUGCACAAGGUCACUGGGCGUCACGGCAGCGAGUGUCCCACCCUCUCGAAGCCUGCAGCCUACAGACAGUGUCACCAGGAGGUGUGCAAUGACAAGAUCAACGUGAACACCAUCACCUCCCCUCGCCUCGCUGCACUGACCUACAAAUGCACACGGGACCAGUGGACAGUGUAUUGCCGGGUCAUCCGAGAAAAGAACCUCUGCCAGGACAUGCGGUGGUACCAGCGCUGCUGCCAGACCUGUAGGGACUUCUAUGCCAACAAGAUGCGCCAGCCGCCUGCGCCACCAAGCUCAUGACGCAUGGCUCGGUAGGUGCUGCACACUCAGCCUGGAGGUCUACAGCGGGCGUCGGUGAGCAGAAAGCACAUCAGCCCUGUGGCCAGGCUCCCAAAGUACACCCCGUGGGGACGCCCCAAGAAUCCAGCUCCUUAGAAUUUGAGAGUGGACUUAGCAGUGCCCUUAGUACUUAAUAUAUGGUUAACAGCCACUGGAUGGCUUUCUGCAGCAAGGAGAAAAUAGGCAUGAGUCUCAAAAUAAUUGUAAUUUCUAAGAUGCAUGUACCUCAAAGAGGAACCCCCUGGCAGACAGUUGUCAGAAGAAAGAGUUUGGUCCUCCUGCCCUGGGGGCGUGUCCUGAAAACAAGACACUGUAAGUCCAAAGAGGCUUUAUUCCGAAAGCCGGCAGCUCCUGGGAUGGAAGAAGAGAUGGCAGCAGGCCUCUGCUGUGCUGCUCUGGGUAGGGCUGGACUGCCAGGGCCGACAUUCCUUUUAAUCUACCUUCCUGACACCACCAUUCUGCCUCUGUGCCCAUCUGCAAGAACAUACAUAUAUUCUCAAAAUUCUGGGUCUUGCCUUGCAAAUCUCAUCCCUGAGAAUUUACAUCUGCAUAGACCAACGAGAAUGCCAGCACUACCACGUCGGUCUCCACACCACGCCUAGGGAAGAACAUUCCAGAAGGUCUGGGAGGCAUCUAUGUAGCAGAGCUCUCCACUACCUAGGGAAGCAGAAGAGCCUCUCUUCAAGGUGCCGUGAAAGGAGAGAUGUGCUAAUUGGGCCAUAGGACUGCUUCCUAACACAGUGGAGCUCGGCACAGCUUGGGCGGGGGAAGCAGCCCUCACGUUCUGUCUCGGGGGGCACCCACCCCAGCCAGCACCCCACAAAGCUUUACACCUCAGACACUGCAUCACAGCCCAGUAGCUCACCGAGGACCUGGGCCUUUUCUCUGAAGAUUACGUUCAGGACCUCUAAGGACACUGCUCAGACGUGGGAUCUGCAGGGGAAGGCUCAGCGGAGGGACACCGCCUGCUGGAAUGGCUGCUCGCCCACCGUGCCUCCCCCAGCCCAGCCCCAUGGUACCUGUUACCAUGGCUGUCACUUGUGACCCUUUUCUUGGUGAGGCAAAGAAGUUCUUACUCACAUCCCCUCAUCCCAGAGCUCCUGCACCUCCAGAAGGCCAGAGAAAUGACCAGAGAGGCCUGUGGAGAGCAUAGGCUGCCCAGGAGCCUGGCCAGGAGGAAGCGGGAUCCCUGGAGUCCUGUCUUGCUCACCACCCUGGUGGGCGUUUCAUGGGUGCUUUUGUUCUGAGACUUUACCUGGAGAAACACACUUUCUCCUCCCUCAUUUCGGAGAGGGGCUCUUCCUUGGGUCAAUGCCAUGGGAUGGCCUCCAGGUGCUUCCUGAUUUAUUGGUGCUGUUUGUUUUGGCUUUUUUUUUAAUACCAUCCCAUAGCAGAAAAGUGGGAGGAAUGGCCGGGCAUUGAUUUGGUUCCACUUGCACGGAUGAGUACUGAGAACACUCCUCGGGUGCUCUCUGGAGUAAGCCGAGAGAAUGUCAAGAGGGAGGCCGUACCACCUGCAGGGCAUCCCACCAGCUCACGCCCCAGGGCCGAUGCCAAACGCUGCUCCUGGCAGACUCCCCAAACCUGCUCCCACUACACCCUCAAAUUCUGGGGAGCCAGGGGAAGUCAGUUUUCUCCCUACCCAGGAUAUGCUGUUCAUUUACCAAGAGACAGUGGCAUUUUAGAGCCACGUAGCAGAGCUGGGACAGCCAUAGCCCCUUCCUGGCUCAGUCUACAGAGGUCCACCCAAGGGGAGCAAGGACAGGCCUCCCUGACUGGACCUGCCUGGCAGGGGCCCCACACCCUCAGAGUGAACACAGUUCUGUUAUCAGACACCCUGUGGUUCUCCAAAGCCCACAUCCUUCAGCCCAUUAGUCACUCAACCCCACCAGCUCACCUCUGUUACUGGCACAAGCUGCAACACUCAGCAUGACAUUCUCGCUCCGCUCUACGAUGUUUGUUAGCAAUACCCCACACUGUCAGUCCAGUACUGUCCCUUUGUGGUCACACAGAUGCGUCAGCAGUUAGCAUCUUGUGAUCCUACGGUGCUAUUUUCAUUGGUGCGAAUGAAACCCUCUUGGUUGACCAUGGCUCGAUAUCAGUGGAAGACCAGAAAGAUCCUCAGUGCCAAUAAUAUCAUUGCUCUCUCUUCUUUUCAUUGCAGAGUCAAAUGUAUAUAUUUUCCUUAGUUAACUGACAUUAUGUACUGUACCCAUGGUAUUUUUUGUUUUACUUUUUGGUGCUGGUUUUGAAAGAAAACAAAAAAAGGAGAUAAACAUUGGAUGCCAUUAUACAUGAAAAAUGAAUCAUUUCAUUGGAAGCACGUCGAACAUGUGUAAUAAAAUGUUUUUCCGUAAGUUUUAAGCUGUCUGUGAGGUAAAACAAAUGAAAGCCAGUCCUCAGGGGCUGAUAGGAGGGCCCAAGUCCCCCAGGCUGCAGGGUCCA
Molecule: messenger RNA, 5719 nt
Organism: Fukomys damarensis (Damara mole-rat)
Lineage: Eukaryota; Metazoa; Chordata; Mammalia; Rodentia; Bathyergidae
Gene: Adamts17
Product: ADAM metallopeptidase with thrombospondin type 1 motif 17
Exons: 23
Coding region: 125-3235 (1036 amino acids)
Biological process (GO): proteolysis; extracellular matrix organization
Cellular component (GO): extracellular matrix
Molecular function (GO): metalloendopeptidase activity
Source: RefSeq, a predicted model, not a curated record